GAGAAGCACAAGAAACACGGUUUCCACUUCCACUUCCGCUUCCCCUUUUCUUUCCAUUUUCACUCACACUGCCAUCAUCAUGAGAGGGAGGAGAGGGAGAUGGAGAUGGAGAUGGAGAUGGAGAAACAGUUUGAGCCACGCAUCGCUGCAGAAGAGAUUCCAUAUGGUGACGACAUGAUCAAGGCUAGGACGGCAGGGUUUCUUGACGAGAAGCGUGUUCAUCAUCACAAGGCAGUUGGGGAAAGUGAAGGGAUGAUGAGAUUCGAGGAAGGCAAGAAGAAGUUCCAUAAGAAGGGAUGGAAGAAAGACAAGGAAGAUGGUGAAGGGAUGAUGAUGAGAUUCAAGGAAGGUAAGAAGAAGUUUCAUAAGAAGGAGUGGAAGAAAGAGAAGGAAGAUGGUGAUGAAGGGGUGAUGAGAUUCAAGGAAGGCAAGAAGAAGCUUCAUAAGAAGUGGUACUGAAAGAAAGAGGAGGAAGACUGUCAAGGGGUGAUGAGAUUCGACGAAGGAAAGAUGAAGCGCCAUAAGAAGGGGUGGAAGAA
Messenger RNA from Telopea speciosissima, 539 nucleotides. RefSeq lists its product as uncharacterized. The record is from RefSeq and is a predicted model, not a curated record. NCBI's taxonomy places the organism in Eukaryota, Viridiplantae, Streptophyta, Magnoliopsida, Proteales, Proteaceae. The transcript is spliced from 2 exons. Bases 100 to 459 code for a protein of 119 amino acids.